This is a messenger RNA of Ornithodoros turicata, 471 nucleotides long. RefSeq lists its product as uncharacterized. Lineage: Eukaryota; Metazoa; Arthropoda; Arachnida; Ixodida; Argasidae. The coding region runs from base 1 to 471 and encodes 156 amino acids. The record is from RefSeq and is a predicted model, not a curated record. The transcript has a single exon.
AUGGAAAACACCAGUUCAGGUGACUCUUCUGCAUCUCGUCUCAGCGCAGUUUCCAUGAAGCUUCCCCCAUACUGGCCCGCUGACCCUGCUCUGUGGUUUGCCCACAUUGAGUCACAAUUUGCAACCCGUGGAAUCGUCAGCCAGCUCACCAAAUUCCAUUACGUCGUGUCAGCUUUGUCCCCCAAUGAGGCCGCAGAAGUUCGCGACAUUAUUAUGACCCCUCCCACGUCAGGCCCGUACGACAGACUCAAAGAGGAGCUUAUCCGCAGGACAACAGCCUCUGAACAACGACGCCUUCAGCAACUGAUUACUUCGGGAGAAUUAGGCGAUCGAAAACCGUCGCAGCUCCUCAGGCGCAUGCAACAACUUCUGGGCGAUAGCGCGCCAUCUCUCGAUGCUUCCAUCGUGCGCGAGCUUUUCUUGCAACGACUCCCAUCCAACGUUCGAUUGAUACUGACCAUUACUGACUGA